Molecule: messenger RNA, 1329 nt
Organism: Molossus molossus (Pallas's mastiff bat)
Lineage: Eukaryota; Metazoa; Chordata; Mammalia; Chiroptera; Molossidae
Product: CMRF35-like molecule 5
Exons: 4
Coding region: 348-989 (213 amino acids)
Cellular component (GO): plasma membrane
Molecular function (GO): transmembrane signaling receptor activity
Source: RefSeq, a predicted model, not a curated record
AGCUCCUGCCCGCGGCCCGCUGACGUCCUGCCCCCUGUUGCUGGCAGCCACCUGCUCAGCUCCUCACACUCACGCCCGCAAGGGGAACCCGGGCCGGGCCUGGACGCUUGGCUUCUCCCCAAUCACUGAAGACACAUCAGCCACACACGUAGAUGACGACACAGCAUUUCCCCUACCUGGUGCAGUGAGGAAGUAACUGAAGACAGGACAUACGGGAAGUAGAGGAGAGAGACAGACACAAUGAUUUACGCACAUCGAAGGCAGUUUGCCUCUGGGCUCCUCUGUUCAAGUCCCUGGAGGACACUGGGGUUUCAUGGUGACAGGGACCGAACCGGGCAGGCAGGACCAUGUGGCUGCUCCCACCUCUGCUCCUUCUCGUUGUCCCAGUCUCAUCAGCUCCCAUCACGGGUCCAGAGGAGGCGAAAGGCCUGGAGCAGGGGUGGUUGGAGGUGCAGUGUCGCUAUGCCCCAGGAUGGGAGACCUACAAGAAGUGGUGGUGUCGAGGGGCUGAUUUGAGUAGCUGCAAGAUCCUUGUUAAAACCAAUGGAUCCGAGCAGGAGGCGAAGGGGAACCGCGUGUCCAUCAGGGACGAUCAGAGCAACCGCACGUUCACUGUGACCAUGAAGGCGCUCAGGCGCGCGGAUACAGACCUUUACUGGUGUGGGAUUGAGAGAAUAGGAUCUGACCGUGGGAGCCGAGUUAACGUGAUCAUUGGCCCAGCAACUACCACUGUGUCGACUACCAUUACUGCCAUCAUCUCUACCACCACCGUGUUCACAGUGCCAGUCACCAUGGGAAACCCUGCAGGCUCCCCGACUGCGACCAGCCCCCUCUCUGAAGGCAGGUCCCUGCUCAGCAGCGUCCACUUCCUGCUCCUGGUCUUCCUGAAGGUGCCCCUGCUCCUGGGCUUGCUCAGCGCUGUCGUCUGGGUGAACAGGCCUCUGAGGAGCUCCGGGCGGAGGCCGAGUCAGCCCCAUGACAGCCCGUAAGCACCGUGCUCACUGAAGUCAUGUCUGCGAAGAAGAACCACACACGGAAGAACAAGAAAUAUUUAUUAUGAAGUGACUGGGUCAGCAGAGAUGUGGUUCCAGAGGCCAUGUUGGUCCCGCCUCACCCAGGACCCUAACCCCUGGGAACCCCCAGCUGGGAGGCCCGGACCCCCAUCCUUCCUUCGUCCUGAGGCCACAGCACAGCAGGGAUCGCGGACAGAAAUGCAGGGAAAGGCCUUUCCCCUGGGCCUGUCCUUGGAGGCCUUUCUGAUCUGAAGCCCCUGUGACACCUGCCGUGGUCACGGACCGAUUUCUGCAUGUCCUGGGGCUCAGGGCUCCC